Messenger RNA from Acanthoscelides obtectus, 1988 nucleotides. The record is from the annotation of a GenBank genome assembly. Lineage: Eukaryota; Metazoa; Arthropoda; Insecta; Coleoptera; Chrysomelidae.
ACCUUUACGCUGUCAAAGUGUCAAAAAGGGGAGAAUACUUUCCAUUCAAUACAGAAAAGUUAACCUUGAAUCGCCCCUACAGGCACUUACAGGUUACAGGUGAUGCUCAAGGUCACGGUCUCCAUUGAAGUAUGCUGUGCCCGUGUAUCACAAAAUCGCCGCGUCUGUAACACCGUUAUCGCCGUCACAAGACCUGACGUCAAAAGUGGCAAUUUUGAGUUUAAUCCGGAAUUCAAACUUACGACCCUCCGCUCUCAAAGGGAUUUGGAUUGCAUUCUUGAUCAUUCAAACAAUAUGAAGAAUAUUUAUACUAACAAAAUUUAGUGUGUUUAUGGCUGAAAUUAAAUUUAGAAAAUAUGAUUUAAAAUAACAGGUUUGCCCGCGCAUAGUAGAGGAAAUCUCAUUGGCAGACGCCAAGUUGCUGGGCCAUCAUUUGUCGAUUGUCGAUUCCCUCUCCAUUCCCAUUUGUGAGUUGUGCCUGGAGGGGAAUCAUCAGUUCUGUAGCUGACAAAAUCGGACUAAUUAUUUUAUAAACAACCUUAUCGGUAAGCAAUUAUUUUAUUUACAAAUAGAAUUUAUCAAUUGAAAAAUGUCGAAAAAUCUACAGCACUUUGCACUUUGAUUUUCGGAGUUUUCCUGUUCCACUCCAUUCACAACCUACUAGAUUUUACAUAAUAUUCUAAAGUCUCAUCCAUUUGUUUUAAAGGAAGAAUGUCUGCCUUUAACGAAAGAAUUAACAUAGACGGCCCACUGUGGGAUCAAACCACCUUUGUGGGCAGAUUCAAGCACUUCCUGUGGGUCACAGAUCCCAGAACAUGUUUGGUGAGUGAGGACCAGCUGGAUAACGCUAAGAUCUUGGUAGAGCAGUACAGAAAAGGACAAGAACCUCCAGGCACAACUAAGGAGCAAAUCAUCUAUGCUAAGAAGUUGUAUGAAAGUGCUUUCCAUCCUGAUAGUGGUGAGAAGCAGAAUGUCUUUGGGAGAAUGUCGUUCCAGGUCCCUGGUGGUAUGGCUAUUACUGGAGCCAUGUUGCAGUGGUACAGAACACCUUUUGCAGUGGUGUUUUGGCAGUGGGUGAACCAGUCUUUUAAUGCUCUAGUCAAUUACACAAAUCGCAAUGCAAAAUCUCCCACUACAACUAAACAGUUGGCUGUGGCUUAUGUGUCAGCUACAUCAUCAGCUAUGAUCACAGCUUUGGGAUGCAAGUACUACUGGUCUAAGAGAGCUAGCCCUUUUGUUCAGAGAUAUGUGCCGUUUGCUGCUGUAGCUGCAGCUAACUGUGUGAAUAUUCCUCUCAUGAGGCAGAAUGAAAUUCUUUAUGGAAUUGAUUGUACUGACGAGUCAGGAAAGAUUGUAGGUCAAUCAAAACUGGCAGCAUGCAAGGGCAUAAGCCAAGUGAUCAUAUCAAGAAUUACAAUGUGCGCACCCGGUAUGUUGAUACUGCCUGUGAUCAUGGAAAGAGCUGAAAAGUACAAGUUCAUGCAAAGAAUCACGUUUUUGCAUGGGCCAAUUCAAGUCAUGGCCGUGGGUUGUUUCCUCAGUUUCAUGGUUCCCACUGCGUGUGCGUUGUUCCCACAAAGAUGUUCUCUGAAAACAACAACUUUGGCAUGGUUGGAACCAGCCACCUACGAAAAAAUGAAAGAAAAUUGUGGAGGAAAGCUACCAGAAAGGGUAUAUUUCAACAAAGGCCUGUAAGCACGAAUUAAGAAUUUCACUGGACAAUAAUAGUUUAAUGGUAAAGGAGGAAUAAAGUCAAGGUAUCACUUUCGUAAGAAGUAUACGUAACUCAUGAAUUAGAGCUAAGGAACAAAUUACUUAAAAUUUUUGUUGCCAUUUUUGUUAUAUAUUUAGCAAUAUUAUUUAUUGAGUAAUAGUAAGGCAAUAAUUUAAAAUCGUUUAUUGUUGACUUAUGAAUAUUUUGUAAAAAUAUUAAACAAUUUCAUUGUGAUCUUUAUUUAUUUACAAAAUAUAUUAACGCUUUCAGUAAA